Molecule: messenger RNA, 2421 nt
Organism: Didymosphaeria variabile
Lineage: Eukaryota; Fungi; Ascomycota; Dothideomycetes; Pleosporales; Didymosphaeriaceae
Exons: 3
Coding region: 1-2421 (806 amino acids)
Biological process (GO): amino acid transmembrane transport
Molecular function (GO): amino acid transmembrane transporter activity
Source: RefSeq, a predicted model, not a curated record
AUGAGCUCGUUUGGACUCGAGCCAAUCCGCUCGUUACACGAAGAUAUCUCAAGCGUCCGCAACGCGAUUGAAGCAGCUGCACCAGGCACGAACACUACGAACGAACGCUUCUUCCUGCCGAGCAUGGCGAACGAUGGUUCCGAACCGACGAAGCCGCUGGCCGUUCCUUCUUCGUCGCGCGCCUCUGAGCGUAGCUCGCCCUCCGCUUCCGUUCAACGCGAACAGUCAACAGCUCGACUCGGUUCUCCCGUACCUUCUUCUGUUCCGGUCGGUUCUGUGCCAGUACAGCAGAUCCCCACGCCAGCUCAACUCGCGUCCGAAGAGCCAUCGACCAACCAGACACCGCUCCCUGGGCGUGAGGAAGGCCAGUCAUCGCUACCGGGGCCUGGCGAGUCAGCUCUAUCAUCAGCUCUAAAAGAGUCUUUCGGCAGGAGCCCACCACGAUUUGGCACGCCGCCGAUACGACCGCUGUCGCCUGCACAGGAAACCACCGCGCGCGAUACCCUCAGCCAGUAUGGCUCCUAUGAUGCGCGGAGUCGAUCUCCGGGCGCGCCCUACGAGGACCCCGAGAUCAUUCGCCGUCACUUGGCAGGCCCUCAGAAACCGUCCAUUUCGAACCUAUCAGCUAGAUAUGGCUCACCCAGUAGAUCGCAUGCAGGAUUUGGAGCAGACGCAGACGACGUCAGCAGGGGUAGACGAGGGUCCUCGGAUGAGGAAGAGGGCUUUGACAGUCUGCAACUGCAGGGCGGGGAUAUUACACGGCAGAUUUAUAGGUGGUCAGCACAGCAGGAAGAGGAGCAACGGCAGAAGAUGAAGCGCAGCCAGAGCUUCUCAGCAGAUCAUGCUCGAGCUAAAGAGCCUCUGUUGGACAUCAACUCGAUCAAUCAGCCUGGUGGUUUCCGACGCAACUUCAUUCGCAGGGCUGCCGACCAAUCACCAGCACCAGGGCCUUCGGGUUAUGGUACCGUCACCCAGAAACCGCAGCCUGUUGUCUUCACGAACAACUUCCUCGAGUUCUUGACAUUGUAUGGACACUUCGCUGGUGAAUCGCUAGAAGAGGAUGAUGAGAUUUUGGGUCCGGACGAGUACUUCUCUUCUGAUGCCCUGACAUCUGGAGAGCACACUGAGGACGAACGAGAAUUUGGGGAGAACAGUGCCUUACUUACACCAGGCAAGAGGCGGAAACGCAGAACGAAGGUGGCAGGAAAGGGAAGUCCCACGGGUGCCGCUAUGCUGCUGCUCAAGAGUUUCGUCGGUACUGGUGUUCUCUUCCUCCCGCGAGCCUUCCUGAACGGAGGCAUGCUCUUCUCCAACGUGGUGCUCCUCAGUGUGGCUGCACUCUCCUACUUCUGCUUCGUCCUAUUGGUCAACACUCGCCUUGCCGUGGAGCACUCCUUCGGUGACAUGGGACUACACAUCUAUGGAAAAUGGAUGCGCAACCUGAUCAACUUCUCGCUCGUCAUCUCGCAGCUAGGAUUCUCAUCCGCAUACACCGUUUUCGUGGCAGAGAAUAUGCAAGCCUUUGUGCUCGCCGUGUCAGAUUGCAAAACGCAUAUUAGCAUAGGACUCAUGAUCCUUCUGCAGAUGGUCAUCUUCCUGCCACUUUCGCUAUACCGCAACAUCAAUCACAUUCAAAAACUCGCCCUUGUCGCCGAUCUCUUCAUUGUCCUGGGACUUGUAUAUUUGUAUUACUUCGACAUUUUCACCAUCGUUGAUCAAGGCGGAAUUUCAGACAUUGCCAACUUCAACAAGAACGACUGGACACUGUUCAUCGGAACCGCAAUCUUCACGUUUGAAGGCAUAGGGCUCAUUAUUCCCGUCCAGAGCGGUAUGAAGAAUCCGAAAAAGUUCCCCAAAGUGCUCGGCAUGGUUAUGAUCGUCAUCACCGUCAUCUUCAUCAGCAUGGGUGCGCUCUCCUAUGCGGCUUUCGGCUCGAAGACAAAGACUGUCAUUAUCCUGAACAUGCCUCAAGACAAUAAGUUCGUCAACGGUGUCCAGUUCAUUUACUCUCUCGCUAUCCUCCUCUCGACGCCGCUGCAGUUGUACCCAGCCAUCGAGAUCACGAGCCAGCAGCUCUUCAGCAGGACCGGAAAGUACAACCCAUACGUCAAGUGGAAGAAGAACUUUUUCCGCUUUUUCAUGGUCGGCGUCUGCGCGCUCCUCGCUUGGGUGGGUGCAAAUGACUUGGACAAGUUCGUUGCGCUCGUGGGGAGCUUUGCGUGUAUCCCGCUGGUUUACAUCUAUCCGCCUAUGCUUCACUACCGCGCCGUUGCACGUACCACUACUGCGCGUGUUCUUGAUGUCCUGGUCGGCAUCGUCGGCCUCGUUAGCAUGGCGUAUACGACUGCGCUUACGAUCAAUAGCUGGGUACACGGUGGUAGUACAAAGGCUCCGGGAUAUUGUGACGAAAGAAUGCCUUGA